CUUGAAUUCUUCCAGUAUUAAAUUAGUCGUUAGUCGUGAGAUACUGAGUGGUGGAUAACUGGUCCACUUUAAUCAGUAUUUUUAAAAUGUUGUCGCAGUGGGCCUUACUUCUAUUUUUAACAUAUAACUUUGCUAUAGCCAAAUUAUUGAAAAAUGAUGGUAAAUUCCCGACAGAUUUUCCUUUUGGUGCCUCAACAUCCGCUUAUCAAACUGAAGGUGCAUGGAAUGAAGACGGAAAAGGUGAAAGUAUUUGGGACCAUCAUGUUCAUUCCAAUGCCUCACUUAUACCAAACGGUCUAAGUGGAGAUAUUGCAUGUGACUCAUACCACAGAUAUAAAGAAGAUAUUCAACGUGCAGCAAAACUGGGUUUGAAAAUGUACCGGUUCUCCAUUUCCUGGACCAGAAUUUUACCAACUGGGUACGACAAUGUUGUCAACGAAAAGGGAAUUUUACAUUAUAAACAAGUAGUUCAUGAAAUAUUGAAACACGACAUGAUACCGAUAGUAACUUUAUAUCACUGGGAUCUGCCGCAACGUCUUUAUGAAGAUGGUAUUCAUUGGACUAACCCCGAAUUAGCAUUCCAUUUUACAAAUUACGCUAGAAUUGUUAUCAAACAUCUUCCAGAUGUUGGAUAUUGGUUGACAAUCAAUGAACCGAAGCAAAUAUGUCGAUUGGGAUACGGCCUUGGAAUUCUUGCUCCCACAAUAAAGGGUAACGGAGAAUUGGAGUAUCAGUGCGCUUAUGUUAGUGCCUUGGUUCACGCCACAGUUUAUCACAUGUACAAAGCAGAAUUCCCUCAUUACACAGCUAAAAUGUCGAUAUCAGGAGAUUGUCAAUGGAUCAUACCUGCCACAGAUUCUGUACAAGAUCUUCAAGCAGCCGAAAGACAAAGACAAUUUGAGUGCGGACUGUAUUAUAAUCCUAUUUUCAAUGGAGACUGGCCCGAAGUAGUCAAAAGGAGAAUAAUGAAAAGGAGUAAAGCUGCUGGUUUAUCGAAAUCUAGACUACCAGAGUUCACGCCAGAAGAAAUAGAAUAUACGAGGGGGACUACCGACUUUUUAGGAGUAAAUCAUUACUAUACAACAAUCGUUAGCAAUAUAGAAGAACUUCAUCACCUUGAUCCAAAUCUUUAUGUUUCCGAUCUAAGAACAAAUGUGUCAUUUGAUACAAUUAUGCCAAUUGGCGUAUAUAAUAUGUUAAUGUGGAUGAAUGAAGAAUAUUCACCAAAGGAAUUUUUAAUAACUGAAUUGGGAGUAUCUGACAGUAUUACUGAUUUAAAUGAUGUCGUCAGAGAAGACUAUUACGCGGUAAGUUGUGAACAAACAAUAACAUUUUUCUUAUUAACUUACCAUUUGUUAUUUAUGAUAUACGAUCCAGGCACGUUGCACGUGAUGUGUCUUUCUAAUGUGCUUAACAUAACCAAACUAUAUAAAAAAUCUCAUUUUUUUUCUAAAGUUCUCUCGAAAUUUGUUUCAAGCGAGGUUCCCAUCCUCUUCUUCUUCUUCUCUAUAACUCUUUAUGCCCUUUCGAGUGUUAGAACUUUGGGAUUUCAGUUGUAUUUCUCCUUUCAUUCACUUUUUCUAUUCCUUCCGAUCAUUUGCUAGUUUAUUCAUCUGCUGUAUCAUUUUCCGUUGUCUUCCCCCUUCUUGUGCUACUUAUUGUAGCCAAGUUUUCAUAGGUGUACCUAUUUUGUUUGCGCCUCUCUAAAAUUACCUCAAUUUUUAUCCUAUCCAUCUUCGUUUUUCCUGCCAUUUCCCUCAGUUGCUUAAUCUUCGCUGCUACUAUUCUACUUUUUAUUCAUUACUCAAGUUUCACUUCCUAUUUUAAGGUGGGUAUAGUUAUCGAGUUGAAUGCUUUUGUUUUUAUGUCUUCUCCUAUUUCUUUUUACCCGAAAAUUGUCUUAUUAAGAUCAUAGUAUAUUUGAUUUUCUUUUCUCUAUUUGUUCGCUUCUCUUCCUGUGCGCUAUCUCUAUUUCUAUUUUCCUGUCUUUUGUGAAAAUGACUCUCAGAUUAUUUGAGGUCACUUCAUCUAUUCUUUGCCAUUCAUUAUUAAAUGUUUCUCAUUCUCUUCCUUAAUUAACUAGCAUCCUUUUGAUGCUUACUUCUAUUCUCAGGUCUUCUAUUGUCCUUUUCCUAUUUCCAUUAUCCCUAUCGCUUUUUCUGCUUCCUCAUUCGUGAUUUACUCUCUUGUCCUUCUAUCACCAUAUAAUUUCUCUUCAUUCUUCUUUUGUUAAGUUUCUACCUAUGCGGCUGAAUUCUUUCCAUGUCUCUAAUAUGUCUUACAUCUUCACUUUCAUAUCUUCCCUUUGUUCUGAUUUACUUCCAUAAGCUUCUGUUAUUAUAUUUAUAGUUAUUUGCUAAUUUGUUGCUUCUCCAAAUUUUUUUCCAUCUAUUCUUUUUUCUUUAAUUUCUUUCUUGACUUUGUUCCUUAUGGUUUUGUCCUUAUGUUCCUCGCUUCUAUUAUUAAUAUUAUUCUUUCUUGUUGUCUUUUUCUGCUCAAAGGUUUUACUUGUUUCUUCUGUCCAUCAUUGGGUUUUGUGGUCCUUUCUUUUUAUCUUCCUCCCGCAAAUUUUCUCUGCUUCUUCAUACGUUAUUUCUUUGAAUAACUUCCAUGCUUCUUCUAUCGUUACUUCUUGUUCUAUUUUAAGAUAUUUCCUCCUAUUUUCUUUUGUUCUCCACUUAUGUAUAGUAAUUCCCUCAUAUCUUUCCUUCUUUCUUCUCCUUUUAUAUUCAGUACUAUGUUUGCUAUUCUGUGGUUCGUGCCUAUGUUUUAAUGCCACUUUUUCUUGUUUUAUCUGUUCAUUUUUUUCUCUACGUUCAUUUAUUUCUUUGCCUUAUUUUUUUGUUCUUCUGUCAAUUCUUUUUCUGUUAUUGAUAAGUUUUGUACCAUUCCAAAUACUUUUCUCCUCAUUUCCUGACUUCUUGACAAUUUUUUACUUUUACCAAAAAUUGCAUCUUCAGAAGCUGCCCAGAAUUUUAAA
This is a messenger RNA of Diorhabda carinulata, 2980 nucleotides long. RefSeq names its product myrosinase 1-like. Gene Ontology annotation, biological process: carbohydrate metabolic process. The record is from RefSeq and is a predicted model, not a curated record. Gene Ontology annotation, molecular function: beta-glucosidase activity. The coding region runs from base 87 to 1604 and encodes 505 amino acids. The transcript is spliced from 6 exons. Lineage: Eukaryota; Metazoa; Arthropoda; Insecta; Coleoptera; Chrysomelidae.